Williopsis jadinii is the source of this 906-nucleotide messenger RNA. It is a transcript of the gene CAF16, whose product is annotated as putative ATP-binding cassette family ATPase CAF16. Bases 1 to 906 code for a protein of 301 amino acids. The record is from RefSeq and is a predicted model, not a curated record. The transcript has 2 exons. NCBI's taxonomy places the organism in Eukaryota, Fungi, Ascomycota, Saccharomycetes, Phaffomycetales, Wickerhamomycetaceae. Gene Ontology annotation, molecular function: ATP hydrolysis activity; ATP binding.
AUGAGUGACCAGUUUGCCGUUGAAACAAACCAUUUAACGUACAAGUUCUCUAACGGGAAGGUUGGGCUUGCCAAUAUCGAGCUUGAACUUCCAUGGAGAUCCAGAACGCUCCUUGUUGGUUCUAACGGUGCAGGUAAAUCUACAUUGCUAAAGCUUCUCGCAGGUAAGACUUUGAGCACUGCGGGGACUAUUGGUAUUGGGGGACACGAUCCUUUCAGAGGUGGCUCGGACGCUUCAAACAUCACCACUUAUCUUGGUACCGAAUGGGCGUCUAACCCAAUUGUGAGAAGAGACAUCCCGGUGACAGUGCUGAUUGACUCCAUCGGUGGUAGUGUCUAUGCGGAAAGACGUGAUGAGCUCAUCGAGUUAUUGGACAUCGAUCUGACCUGGAGAAUGCAUCAGGUGAGUGAUGGUGAAAGAAGAAGAGUACAACUGGCCAUGGGCCUCUUGAAGCCCUGGAAGGUUCUACUACUGGAUGAGGUCACUGUGGAUCUCGACGUGUUGGUGAGACAGAGGCUGCUGUCCUUCUUGAAGAGGGAGACUGAGACGAGGGAAUGCGCCAUUAUCUAUGCAACCCAUAUCUUUGAUGGGCUUGGACAAUGGCCAACAAACGUCAUCCAUAUUCAGAGUGGUAAAGUACUAAAGAACCUGAAGUGUGGAACCGACUUGGUGUACGAUACCUCCAGCUCUGUAAUUACGGAUGAGGACUUUAUACGAAUCCAAGCGGUGAACAGUUUGCAUCCACUGGCACUUGAAUGGCUCCGUGCCGAUCUCAUGACGAGAGGUAAGCGUGAAGAGGGAGAUCUCAACCGUCCGAAAUGGGAGGACCUCGAGAAGGAGCUUAAGAUAUACUUUGACGGUGGAGAUCGUAUCACCGGGUAUUUCAAGGCAACGCGCUCAACAUAA